CAGGUGCAACGCCGACGAGCUGAGUACAGCACGGAGCCGGCGGGCCGAUCCAUCUGCGAGCGGAGCGCCGCCCGCCAUCCGACAGGCUUCUUCUCGGGCCGCAUCAACACAAAGGACAAGGUGGAGGUCCUGCACGGCGUGGUCGAGGCGCGGGUCAAGCUCGCGGACCGGAACGACUACUCGUGGAGCGCCUUUUGGGCGCUCGGCACGCAGGUCGGCUCGCGAGGGUGGCCCUUUUGCGGCGAGUCGGAGAUCACCGAGAUGUGGACGACGUCGACGCAGUGGUCAAAGUGGAAGGACGGAGUGGGAGACGCGAUGAGGCCCGCCUUCACCCUCCACUCCUACCACUCCGUCCCGGGCGACUUUGCCGCGGCGAGGGCAAACAAGCAAGCCUGGGUGUCCUACAACGAGGGCGCCUACGCCGACGGCACGUACGACCCACACGGCUACAACGACUACCGCUGGGUGAAGAUGCCAAACAAGAUCGCGUGGUUCGUCAAUGAGAGGCCUGUCGCCGAGGCGUGGAACGGGGGCGGGCAGGUGCGGAUGCGGAUUCACAAUGGGAGAUGGUGGGGCGGCGAGUUCGGGGACGGGCUCUGGGCUCCGUUUGACGACCCGAGGAACCCGAUGUUCCUCAUCUUCAACCUGGCGUUCGGCUCCGGCGUGUCGCUCGGCGGUGCCAAGGACAUCAACCGCUUCCGGAAGAAUGGGGAGCUAGACCGCGCCAGCAUGGAGUACGUGCGCGUGUGGGAGGUGGCGUCGUAAGUCAGUAGUAAGUAAGGGGUAUAGGUGGUGGCAUGCGCAUGGUUGAUUACAUACCGUACUGUU
Molecule: messenger RNA, 828 nt
Organism: Emiliania huxleyi CCMP1516
Lineage: Eukaryota; Haptophyta; Isochrysidales; Noelaerhabdaceae
Exons: 5
Coding region: 262-765 (167 amino acids)
Source: RefSeq, a predicted model, not a curated record